UGCUCCUUCGGUCCACACGGCGGGACACGAGAGAGACGGAGGAGCGACGCACCGCGAAUCUGCCGAAAAACACCGAGAGCGAAGGGACUUUACACAGCCGCCGUCAUUUGGACGCUCGAGGAAUAACGAUAAACCUGUAGCGGUCCCUGGCGACUGAUGCAGUCCGUUUCUGAACAGUCUGAGCUCUGUCUGAGGGGUUUAAACAAAGGUGGUCCCCUGUCACGGGGGGAAGAUAUGAUCUUUAAGAUAAGACGGUUUGGUGUCAUGCAACAAGUAUAAAUGCACAUUGAUGAGCAGAGGGAGACAGGCUGGCGAAGGCGAAAGAAGUGGAUUUUUUGAGGGGAGCAGUAGAGGAUCGUGUGCAGGAGAUGUCUCUGUGGAUGAUAUUACCCGUCAGCCUCCCAGCUCUGACCAUCACUGGAAUAUGGGUCGUGUAUGCCAUGGCCUUGUAUAACCAACAUGUCUGUCCUGUGGACAACUGGAUGUAUAACCAGUCAUGUGACGUGGAUCUGCCAAUGCAGAGGGGACCAACCAUGUGCUGUACUCUGGACAAUGUUCCUCUCAUAAGUAAAUGUGGCACACUUCCUCCAGAGAGCUGCUUCUUCAGUCUCAUCUGCAGCACUGGAUCCUUUAUGGUGAUGGUGAUAGUGUUGCUCCACUAUGCCCAUGUGAUAGAGAAGCACCAGAACUGUGUGUUAAACACAGCAAGUCUCUCCACCGGCUGGAUCUGUGCUGCAGGACUCAUCAUGGUCGGCAACUUCCAGGUGGAUAACGCUAAGGUUCUUCACUAUGUUGGAGCAGGGGUAGCCUUCCCCACCAGUAUGCUGUUUGUGUGUCUGCAGUCUGCGCUGACCUACCGCCUGGCGAAGACUCAGGGAGAAUAUAAUUUGGGUCAUUUGCGCCUCUUUAUGACCCUGCUGGCCUUUGUGGCCCUGGUGCUUAGCGGGGUGUUUUUCGUCCAGGAGAGUUUUGUUCUGCAACAUGCAUCAGCUAUUUUUGAGUGGGUCUUCUGUGUCAUUAUUAUGCUUUUCUACGGCACCUUCGCUUUUGAAUUCGCCGGGAUAUCUAGUGACACAAUGAUGGUGCUGGCCCGAGGGCAAUCUCUACAGUCCGUAAGCCGAGACCACAAAAUGGAGUCUCUUGCUGGGGCCAGUCAGCACCAGUGUGAGAGCCUGUCCAUACUGUAACCUCAGUGUCCUGUAUCUCUCUCAACACUAGAAAAAAACACUACAACUGCAGAGUGAAAGUAACAGAAACUGGACAUGGCUCUCAUAUACCUUUGCCAAAGAAUCCAGCUCAGAUUUUGCACAUUUUCGAGAGACUUCUUCACUCUCCAGGGACCUUUUGAAUCGCACAGCUUCCAUGCUGGGAAAAACAAAGAUCAUUGCCUGGAUGUGUUGGAGUUUCAAUUAGAUCUCAUUGUGAUUUUUAAGUAUCUGCAUUACUUGGAUAAAAGAACUACAGACUACAUGCGUCCAUUGGUGAAACCAGAGGACCACUACACCAAUGGUGUAGUAAACUAAACCGAAGCCUUUUGAAACCAUCAACACUCAAGCAUUUUAAGAUAGUGCCUCGAAACAGAUGCUAUUGUGCCAAUUCCAGACAAUGGAUCCCAAAAUGCUGAUGUUUUCUGUGCCUUUAGGUUUUUUUCAAAGGCGGAGAUGGCUAAAUAACAUUUUAUUGUCACAUAUCUCUGCUGUCUGUUAAUUGAUCAAGGUUUUUAAUUUUGCCUUAAUCACUGUAUGCUGUCUGAAAUUUUUUCAGAUGAUUGUCAUUAACAAUGUGCCUUAAACCAAAAACCAAAUAGCGAUAUUUAAUAGAAAUGUACUGUAUGUCCAUAGUCAAGCUGCCUUGAAUACAUAAGGCAUGUUUUUUGUGUGUUUUUUUUUAUAUGCAGCAAAUAUUAUGCUGGUUGUAAACAACUAAGCUGAACGAGAUCAGCAAAAACCUCUCGUGAAACAGGCGCAUAAGCUUAUCACAUUAAGUCGCCAGUAAUUGGUGCCAUUCCAGAUGUCAUGUUAGAGUCUAUGAGUAUUGCUGUGCAUUGUGACCAAAUGUAACUGAGAAGAGAGUUUGUCUUGAGGUCAGUGUGUUCAUAGCUUUCCCUCUUUCUGACGCUGUAGGAAUUGUUGUUGUGUGUGUGUGUGUGUGUGUGUGUUGGGGUUUUAUGGGAGUUGGUUACAAGGAAGCGUCUUGAAAUGAAAGACUGAGUUUUCUCAGAAGCUGCCCUUUAAUGUAAAGGGUGACUAGUUUAGGUGUUCUUAGAUGUACAGUAGGUCUCUGUGAGCUGUUUUUUUUUUUGCAGACAAAAUUACUUGCAGCAGGACUGCAAGUUCAGAAUUGAUUUUGUUUUGAAAAACAGAUGCAAUUUGGUUUACAUCGGUCAAAUGUUUUCACAUUACCAGCGUGACAAAAAAAAAAAUCAUAUUGUUCCUCAAUUACUAUCAAGGGAGUUUUGUCAUUUAAUUUGUCUGGAUAAUAGCCAUAUUUAUAAUUGAUCCUACCCGUUGCGUCCUGAAAACAUAUUUCAUGUCGUUUCAGUUUACUAAUUCACUUCGCUCAGGAAUUUCAGACCUGUCUUUUGCUUUCACAUAUCUUCUCUCUGCAUUGAAGACUGCGUCGAUCCACCAGAUAUAAGUAAAAGUUUGACCAUUUCCGUUACUUGUGUAGAAUAGUUCCUUCAUAGAGAGCUUUAUUUUGCUUCAGUUGCAUCUUGUAAUACUGUUAACCUCAUAAUUUGAUUUGCUUUGUGGUUUAAACCAUUGUCUCGGAUAUAUUUCUGAUAUUGUUUAAAGAAAUCGUUAGUCCAAAAAUAAAAAAAUCACUAUAUAGCCACUUUCAUUUGGUUUCAAAUUCAAAUGCUGUUACGUUUCCCGUGGAAGUAAAAAGAAGAUAUUUGAAGAAUUGUUGUGCAGCUCUGUUCCUCACUGGACAAUUCACACCAAUGACCACCAUAAAAGUAGCUCAUUUUGUGUAUUUCAAUUGUUCAGUUGUUCCAAACAACCAGCAUCUUCCAAAGUUUGCAAAAAUUCAGAUUUUGUGUUCCACAGAGACAAAUAAAUAAAGAUGUCAAUGAGGGUGAAAAUUUCAUUUUUGACUAGUCCUUUAAAAAACAGUUAAAAGUCAUUUUUUUCUGCAUUACCUUUUGCCUAGACCUGUGUUCCUUCAUGCAUUAUCUAUUUGUUUGCUUAAUCUUGGACUCUGACAGUCAAUAGCUAUACUGCUGCAAACCUGCUGUCAUCAUUCAACAAGACUCUGCCACACAUCAGCAUUUAAUGACAUACCAGAUAGCAAAAAUAACGUGCCUUUGUUUCAACCAGAGAUUGGAGAAAUGUUUUGGAGUUUUAAUGGCAGGAUGUGUUUGAUUGUGCUGUAAUUUUACCUUAAAAUGUAUGGAAAUAAAGCAGAAUCAGACAUUACACUCA
Molecule: messenger RNA, 3425 nt
Organism: Carassius gibelio (silver crucian carp)
Lineage: Eukaryota; Metazoa; Chordata; Actinopteri; Cypriniformes; Cyprinidae
Product: transmembrane protein 150A
Exons: 8
Coding region: 369-1187 (272 amino acids)
Source: RefSeq, a predicted model, not a curated record